Molecule: messenger RNA, 2862 nt
Organism: Closterium sp. Yama58-4
Lineage: Eukaryota; Viridiplantae; Streptophyta; Zygnematophyceae; Desmidiales; Closteriaceae
Source: the annotation of a GenBank genome assembly
AUGGGGCCGGACGACAAAGUUCGCGACACUCGAUCGCAGUCCUUUUCAAACGCCGCACGGCCCAUUCCGACCGCAGUCGCGCGAUGCCUGGAUCGUGUGCGACAGUCUUUACAAGUUACGUUCAAGGAAUUCGUCGCAGACGGCCGCCAGUGUAAAAACAGCGACGCGCGCGGCGCAGCCGAGGACAGCUGCGGGCUCGUUCAGAUUCGCUGCCGCGACGCGCAGCGCGAUCAGAUCGUCGCAUUCUGUCGUGACCAUGCGACCAACGGCCGCGCGGGCAGCUUAUACGUUUGCGGCUGCCCGGGAACAGGAAAGACCUUGAUGCUGUCGCAGGUGGCGAAGGAGGUGUCGACGUGGACUAACGCGGUUGGCCAGCCCCUGUGCGUGCCGGUAUACGUCAACUGCAUGGCGCUCACCGACCCCGCCGACCUCUUCCCCCAGAUGGAACGCGCCAUAGCAGCAGCCGAGGCUGCGCAUCACAGCUCUCCCGCUAGCUACAGCAGGCGGAAGGGCGCGCAGCGGCGAGGGGGCACAGGGAGAGCGCGGACGAGCGGGGAUGGCGAAGGGGCGAGAGAGGCCGUGCUGUCGCUGCUGCAGCAGGAGGUGCAGGAGGAGCGGGCGGAGCAAGCGGAGGGGAUCGCGUCGCGGUUGGUUGAGUGCGAGGGUGCGAGGGAUGCAACUGAGGAGGCGAGGUCUUCGGGGGAGGAUGAUGACGUGGUGGAAGUGGUGGCAGCAGACACACGGCACGCAGGGGCUGCAGGGCAUGCAGGCAAUGCAGAGCCGCACGCCGCAGGGAAGGGACGGGUGACGCAGGGGAAGGGAGGUGGCAGAAUGGGGGAUAAGGGUGGCGGAGGAGCAAGGAGAGUGCUGCGGCUGAGGGAGGGAGAGGCGGGGAAAGGGCAGGGGAGCGGGAGAGCCAUUGCUGGUGGUGAUAAGCGGUGUGGUGAUGGGGCCACGCGCGAGUGUGAUGGGAGCAGUGGUGGUGGCAAGAGUGGGAGGAAACCUAUGAUACUGGUGGUGGCGGACGAGGUGGAUCAGCUGGUGAGGGGAAGGGACACCUCCGUGCUCACCGACCUCUUCCUCCUGCCCUCCCUCCACGCCCACUCGCGCUGCAUCCUCAUUGGCAUAUCCAACUCCAUCCAUCUUAUCGACUCCCUGCUGCCACCUCUCUCCCGCCCCAACUCAUCGGGAGUGACAGCACGCCCAGCACUGCUGCCAUUCCCAGCGUACGAUCGCAAUCAAAUCUACGAAAUCCUCUCCCAGAGGCUCCAGGCGGCCACUGGAGGGAAGCUAGUGGGCGCAGGAGCAGCGCGUGGGGCAGCAGCGCGUGGGGCAGCAGCGCGUGGGGCAGCAGGGGAGGGAGGGGCACGGGAGAGCGCGUGCACGUCGUUCUCCUUUGACCCCAUGGCGCUGCAUCUCUGUGCUCGGAAAGUGGCAGCAGCGUCAGGGGACAUGAGGAAGGCCCUUGACAUCACCAGAAUGGCAGUGGAUGUGCUAGAGGCAGAGCUCAGCGCGCAGCUCAGGGAGGUGCACACGGGGGAGGUAGAUGCGAGGGAGGCGGAUCCGAGGGAGGCCCUGCCUGCUGCAGGCCCACCUGCUGACGGCGCUGCUGGGGCAGCAGGGGACGGCAGGAGCGGCAAGCGGGCGGCAGGGAGGGAGGCAGUGGGGCAGGCGACGGGCAAGAGGCAGCGAGGGGAGGCGGUGGCGGUGGCGGUGGGGGUGCAUCGAGGGGAGGCGGUGUCCCUGCAUGUGCAGUUGGAGGUGCAUCACAUGGCGCAGGCCCUCUCCCGCUCCUUCGCUUCAUCCACUGUCGACUGCAUUCGCUCGCUGCCACUGCACCAGCAGAUGGUGUUGGUAGCGUGUGUGCAGCAGCACCAGCAGCACAGGGCAAGGCACCGCUUCAUCACCAAGGCCAAGCCUCCCUCCACACCCAACGACUUUCUCCUCUCCCAGCUGUACAGCAUGUAUGCGGGCUUGGCACGCUCGCUGCAUGUGCCGGGUGUCACUCUUAACGAGGUCACUGACAUGUGCGCCAUACUGCACGGCCAGGCUCUCUUGCAAGUGGUGGGAGUUGGAAGGAAUGCUGCACGCUCGCAAGCCAAGUGCAAAGUGAUGCUCAAAGCCAGUGCCAGCGACGUCAUCUUUGCGCUCCAGGGCCGGAAUGCACUAUCUGACAAUGCCAUGCUUCACUCCAAGCAGAUACUCAGAAGCGAAUCGCACGUGCAUCCCGAUUUUGAUUCCUUCCCCAUGCAAGCCCCGAAUUCAUCACCAAUUGCCAUUUGGCUCCUAAUCGCGUCGCCCGUGUCAGCCUCCCUUGCUUCGCGUUGUCGCACGCUGUGCGCUUCCCGCCCCUCCGUCCCCUCCCGUUUUUCUUUUUUCCGUAUCCUCUUCUUUUCUAUCUCGUUCUUGCAUUUCGCCUCAGACAGCAUGGAGGCGUCGCACGAGGCGCUGGCGAAGGGCAAGGUGAUUGGCGACGUGCUCGACGACUUCGUGCCGUCUCUCGACAUCAAGGUGAAGUACGGUGGCAGGGAGGUGCGAAACGGUGACGAGUUGACGCCCAGCGAGGCAGCAGAAGCGCCAUACGUCGAGCUGGCGGGGCGACACGAGAACGGGGACCUCUACACCCUCGUGAUGUCGGACCCAGACGCCCCCAGCCCUGACAACCCCGUGGCGGCUGAAUGGCUGCACUGGCUGGUGGUGAACAUACCAGGAGCAGCAACACUCCCACACAGCAGCGCAGGCGACCUGUUAACAGAAUACAAGGGCCCCACCCCCCCUAUGGGCAUGCACCGCUACGUGCUCCCUCUUCCGCCAGUCCCAGCGCGUCACCGCCCACCCUCCUGCUGCACGCAAGGGCUUUAA